AUGAAGUUUGAGAUGCUCAAGCACAAUGCUGAGAUCUAUGAAUUUGUCGAAGAGAUGAACAUACGGGAAUAUGAUGUGAUUAUCAUAUCGCGGCCUUGGGGCAGGCCUGGUGCUUUUAGAAACAAACAAAGUCUCAAUUCGUUGUUCCCUGGAUUGAAGAAUCUCUUCUGUGAAUGCGUGGAAAAGUGCACAAAUGUGAUACUUCACGUCCCAAGACAAAUGGAACCGGAAAAUAUCACAAGAGAAUUCAAUUUUCCGAUCGAAGUUGUUACUUAUGCACUCGGGGAAUAA
Molecule: messenger RNA, 291 nt
Organism: Entamoeba invadens IP1
Lineage: Eukaryota; Evosea; Mastigamoebida; Endamoebidae
Exons: 3
Coding region: 1-291 (96 amino acids)
Biological process (GO): 7-methylguanosine RNA capping; RNA methylation
Molecular function (GO): methyltransferase activity
Source: RefSeq, a predicted model, not a curated record